Messenger RNA from Melospiza georgiana, 1771 nucleotides. It is a transcript of the gene CRISPLD1, whose product is annotated as cysteine rich secretory protein LCCL domain containing 1. NCBI's taxonomy places the organism in Eukaryota, Metazoa, Chordata, Aves, Passeriformes, Passerellidae. The transcript is spliced from 14 exons. Gene Ontology annotation, cellular component: extracellular region. The record is from RefSeq and is a predicted model, not a curated record. Bases 22 to 1563 code for a protein of 513 amino acids.
AGCAUUUUGAGAUCAUUCAUCAUGAAGUAUGUAGUACAGGAAUGGCUCAGAGUAACUACCUUGCUAUUCAUAGCUCAAGCAGUUUCUGCAAUGGUUCUUCCCAAUGCCACGCUCUUAGAGGAACUUUUGGAAAAGUACAUGGAUGAAGAUGGUGAGUGGUGGAUCGCCAAGCAGAGAGGGAAAAGGGCUAUCACAGACAGUGAUAUGCAAAGUAUCUUGGAUCUUCAUAAUAAAUUACGGGGUCAGGUGUAUCCACCAGCUUCCAAUAUGGAAUAUAUGACAUGGGACACAGAACUAGAGAGAUCUGCAGAGUCAUGGGCUGAAACCUGUCUGUGGGAGCAUGGACCAGCAAGCCUUCUUCCAUCAAUUGGACAAAAUCUGGGGGCACAUUGGGGAAGGUACAGGCCUCCAACAUUUCAUGUCCAGGCAUGGUAUGAUGAAGUGAGAGAUUUCACAUAUCCCCAUCCUCAUGAAUGCAAUCCGUAUUGUCCAUAUAGAUGCUCUGGUCCUGUUUGCACACAUUACACACAGGUUGUUUGGGCUACAAGUAGCAGAAUCGGUUGUGCAAUUAAUUUGUGUCAUAACAUGAACAUCUGGGGGCAGAUUUGGCCAAAAGCAGUUUAUCUUGUAUGCAAUUAUUCUCCUAAGGGUAACUGGUGGGGUCAUGCUCCUUAUAAACCCGGCCGCCCCUGUUCUGCAUGUCCCCCUAGUUUUGGAGGAGGUUGUAGAGAAAACCUUUGUUACAGAGAGGAUUCAGAAAGACCUUAUUCCCCCCAUGAACCAGAAGAGGAAACCAAUGAGAUUGAACGUCAGCGAUCCAAAGCCCAGGAUGCAACUGUGCAAAGCUGGCCGAGGACACAUCAACCUUCAGCCUCCACAGGCACUGAUGACAGUGAGAAAAAUGAAGUGAUAAGCACACAGCAAAUGUCUCAGAUUGUUUCAUGUGAAGUAAGGCUAAGAGAUCAGUGCAAAGGAACAACUUGCAAUAGGUAUGAAUGUCCUGCUGGCUGUUUGGAUAGCAAAGCCAAAGUUAUUGGAAGUGUACAUUAUGAAAUGCAAUCCAGUAUUUGUAAAGCUGCCAUACAUUAUGGCAUCCUGGACAACGAAGGUGGUUGGGUUGAUGUGACUAGGCAAGGGAGGAAAAAUUACUUUAUCAAGUCUUACAGAAAUGGUGUUCAGUCAAUUGGAAAAUACCAAUCUGCCAACUCCUUCACUGUCUCUAAAGUAACAGUUCAGGCUAUCACCUGUGAAACCACAGUGGAACAACUGUGCCCAUUUCAAAAACCAGCCUCACACUGUCCAAGGGUGUAUUGUCCUCACAACUGUAUGCAGGCAAAUCCACACUACGCUCGUGUAGUUGGUACACGGAUUUAUUCUGAUAUCUCCAGCAUCUGCCGGGCAGCAGUGCACGCGGGUGUGGUCCGCAACCAGGGCGGCUACGUUGAUGUGAUGCCCGUGGACAAAAGAAAGGUCUAUGUGGCCUCCUUUCAGAACGGGAUAUAUUCAGAAAGUUUACAGAAUCCACCAGGAAGCAAGGCUUUCAGAGUAUUUGCUGUUGUUUGAAUCUAGCAAGUAAAACAUGUAACAGGCAAGUGAAACCAAAGCACUUGGAAAAGAUUAAUACAGGCCAUUUCUUGUGAUUCCUGAAAUUUGUAUAAAGCUGUAACAUUAUUGUACAGAAGAUGUAUACUGCUUUCCACCAAAAAAAUUUAAGUUGCAUAUAAAUCUUAAUGAAAAAAAUCUGUAAAAAUAAACAUGGGAGAAAAAAUAA